AGGCCCAAUAUCAAUCAGCUUCCGGAUCGGUUGCACCGUAUAUCGGAGUCGGGGCUAUGGGGGGAAUUAGCCAUCUCGGCCGUUGAAAGACCGUCGCAAUUCUCUGCUGCUCGCUUCCUCCGCCCUCACCCUCCUCCUACACAACUUCACCACUUCUCGCGGCCCCUCACCUUCGCCGUCAGGUCGAGCCUUCCGUUUUCCGAGCAGAACGCUAAGCACCACAAGGAGCUGGUUGCAGCCCUCGAUGUCGUCAAGAGAGCCUGUCAUCUUUGCGUGGACGUGAAGAAGUCUUUAUUCUCAGGUGAUGGAAGCGUUCUCGAAAAGAAUGACCAAACUCCUGUCACUAUAGCUGAUUUUGGAGUUCAGGCUCUCGCAUUCCACUUUAAUUUGAUGUUCAUCCAAAAAUAA
Molecule: messenger RNA, 408 nt
Organism: Thlaspi arvense
Lineage: Eukaryota; Viridiplantae; Streptophyta; Magnoliopsida; Brassicales; Brassicaceae
Source: the annotation of a GenBank genome assembly